CCACGCCCGGGACUGGUAUCGUGCAAGAAUACAGCGAGAGGCAGAGGCAAUAAAGCGACCCUUCGCUCCUCGAGAAUGCAGUCGCUUUCAGCUACGUCCCAGCGCCAGCAAUACGACGCUCAAAACCCCCGGCCUGCUGAAACCCCGAUGGAGCAGUUUGCAGCGUCCAGUCUGGAUCUGAUUCCGCGUGGGCCCCCGCAAGGAGGAGGAGGUGGCCCAGGGGCGACGGUAUCUUCGGUGCACCAGCAAGGGCUGCAAGCACAGAUGAUGAUGUCAAACAACGGUGCUUUGCAGCCAGCCCGAGGAGUACCUCUAGGGACUAUCCAAGCAGGACAUCAAGGAGGUAGUACAACAGCUUUGUUGCAGCAACAGCAAAUGCAGCAGAUGGCCCUGCAAAAUAGUUGCAUAUCCCAGCAGGGUCAGACGCAGCUCGUGCCCGCGAAUAAUCAUGGAGCUGCGAAUACGAGUUAUCUUCCGAUCGUCGGAGCAGGUGCCGGCAUGAUGCAGGCCGCGCAGCAUGGUAGUAUGCACUGCAUGCCGCAACAGGGUGUUCUUGGAGAACCACUGAGGCAAGCUGCGCAGGUUGGAGGACCACAGGGGCAGGUUACCAACAUGAAUAAUGCGAUGGCGAUGCAACAGAUGACGAUGCAACAACCACUACCACAAAAUCUGCAGAGCAUGGCUCCUAUCCUUGCUGGUAGUGGUUGUGGUACUGCUGGUCCAUAUAAUUACCAGCAACUGCAGAUGAACCAGGUUGGUAAUUCUAGACCAGGUCUUCAACAGCUUCAACAACAACAGCUAUCAUGUGCAAAAGUAUCGUAUUCCUAUUCGUAUAAAUGCAAGUCUUGCGUAUAUACAAAUCUUGUUCUGAAGGCAAAUCCGCAUUACAAAUUUUAACUCUCAUGCUGAGGGAAUUUGUCAUGCAUUUAUACGAGUGCGAUACUUUUGCAGUUCAUAACAGCUAGCCACAAACAACCCAAGCCACGUGGUGAUCCAGUACAACGCGCACUAUCAUAUGGAUAUGACAGUGCACAACUCCCCCUCCCCCUCAUUUGGAUUUGUCAUGCAAAACCCCGAAUCCAGUCGCUGCCUUAUGGCACUGCUUGCAUGACAAGUUCUGGUAGCCCAAACAGUACUGAUUCAGGUACAUAAAUUUGUCAUGCAUAGGCUCCACGACGUGUGCUGUUGUUUGUAUUGCUCUUCAUGCCAUACAAAUGAGGGGGAGGGGGAGCUGUGCACUCUCAUAAUGGAAAAGCCAGACUUAACAGCUAGCACUGCCGCACCACAGAUGAA
Molecule: messenger RNA, 1293 nt
Organism: Amoebophrya sp. A120
Lineage: Eukaryota; Dinophyceae; Syndiniales; Amoebophryaceae
Source: the annotation of a GenBank genome assembly